This is a messenger RNA of Bursaphelenchus xylophilus (pine wood nematode), 3819 nucleotides long. The record is from the annotation of a GenBank genome assembly. Lineage: Eukaryota; Metazoa; Nematoda; Chromadorea; Rhabditida; Aphelenchoididae.
AUGUCAUCAUGCUACAGGGCUUCGGAAAACAGGUCCAGUCAGAGUAAGUUGAAGCCAAAGGCACCAGUUGUUUAUCGCCCAAGAUUUUUUCUCUAUUUUUUGGGAGUUCGCCGGUGGGUGGGCAAUUUUUAUAUUACACUAGGUAUCAAGUGUGGAAAAAAAUGUUUCUGAACUUAAAAAAUUUUCAAAAAACGCGUGGGGUUUGUAAAGCGUGAGCUAAAAAUUUAAAAUACGUCUUAAAAAAUUAUUUCCAUAGUAAUUCGCGACAAGUUUUGUAUAAAAUUGGAGGGUCAUAGCCAAGUGUUUUUGCCUAUUGCUUCUUGUUUUUUCACAAAAAUCAUUUUUAUUUUAAACUAAUUUUUUGGCUCCGCCCAAAUCCAGAAAAAUCUAGUUCUUGUCCACUUCGCCUCUAUAUCAUCCAUUUUUAGCCCAAUUCCGAACGAUUGCAUGUCAAAAUUUGAUUUCUUGUAAAAUUAGGUUUCUAUCUACGCACAUGUCGCAUGUUAAUUUUAUCGCGUUUGUUUUAUAACUCGUCAUUAUUUUAAUUCAAUUUUCAGUUUUCCCUUGGCCUUUCCGCAAUUCAUAUCCUCAAGAUUUUGGGUGUUACGCGAUGCAAAAUUACUCCGAGAAAGAGGAGCUACAGCUGGAACUGCACGCACCUACCUCCAUUUCACCGUUGAGAAUCUUUUUGUCGGCCACAUGCGUCUUUGGGAUCGCGUUCAAUGUGCUGGUGUUUUGCAAAGGGAAUCGAACAAAGUAAGGGUUGAAACUUUUUUAUUUUUUUGUUGUUAUUAGAGUCAUUAGAGCACCAAAAUUAUUAUACCUCUUCUGAUGAGCAGCUCUAAUGCUCUUAGCUUGCUGUUUUCGAAUAUCCAAAGUUCUUGUUCUUAAGAGAGCACGCUAAUUGAGGAGAGUUGGCCAGGCGAGAAAUGGUUUUUACCUAUAACUUCUUUGUUUCCGCUGAAAAAAAUCUGAUUUUUUGUGCAAAGUUUUUACACUAUAAUAGUAAAUGAGCUUGAGAUUUUCAAUCCAGUAGUCGGAAAGAAAUUUUUUGCAGCUUUGGACGCGACAAAUCCGCAUUAUUUUCCCGACAGACGGAAAGAACGAUGAAAUUAUUUCUGAAAGUCACCGAAUUGGGUAAUUUUCGAUGUGAAAAAAACUACGCCAAACAUACACAAGCAAGAAUACAUUCUUUUAUUUGCAGCAAACGACAAGCUUCGACCACUCGGAUUUCCCUCCGAUUAUUGGCGUUGAUGGCAAUGGCAGACACCAUCUCUCUGGGGGCAUUGUUGUUGAUGCUCUCCAUUCAGUACCUCGGUCUGCGAAAUCCGCAGACAAUGACGGUCGUCUGCAAAGUAGGCACCAUCAAUAAUAAUUUUUUGUUUGAUUUAGCAUAGUAAUUUUUACAGUAUCUAUAAUAUUUCAUUUAUUUUUCGGAUGUUUUUGUUUUGAUAUUUAUGGAUAAUUUGCUUGCAGAUAGACCUGUUUCUAAUCCAUGCAGCGUCCGCAUUCUCAAUAUGGUGCUGGCUGGUGAUGUCAGCCAUACGCUACAUUGCCAUUUAUCGGCCAUACGCUCAUCUUCGGCUGAAUAAAGAGCCAAUGUUCGCUGUGGUAAGUGGGACUAUUGCGUUUUACGGAGCAGGUCAAAAAGGAAUUUUAUAAGAGCCCAAAUUUGGUAUCAAAAUGUAUCAAAAGUAUCACAAAAAAACUAAAAAAAAAGUUUUGAAUAGAAGCGUUUUUCUGAUACCCUAUUUGACUUUAUUAUGUAUAAUUUCUUUUGACACGUUAGACAACUAUAAAAUUUUUUGCAUUGCUACCGACUAACUAUACAAUUCCCUUUCUUCCAGGCCACAGUCGUCCUUAUGUGCGGAUUAUUUGAGGCCUGGAUCCUCUUCGACGUCAAAUUCGAUGUUCGUGCCAGAGGCUGCGUCGAAACUCUGCCCGAAGAAUGGGGCUUCCGGAUACAGUUGGCCGAGAUCACAUGGAGCUACUUUCUGCCGCUCGUGCUGAUCACAGUGCUCGACUUUCGAGUACUCUGCUGUCACUCGGUUUGGAAAAGCAGAGGCCCGUCCAGCAUCAGCGACUUUGAUCCCGCUUUUACCGACGCGCAAUGCCAUAGGCCGUCGAAACCAGCGACGGUAUGUAAACUUUUGGAUGGGCGAUAUCAUAGAGUGUGAGGUGGAAAUGAGCUCAAAUUUGAGGUCAAAAAGAACCGUUAAUAGACAGAGAUCACAUCGAAAAUCGAAAUACGAAAUUUUUCUAAAUUUUCUAGUUGAAUUUUUCAAAAAUUACUCCUUCAAAACUUAAGUUUUCUUGGUCAUCUGCGAUUUGCUUUACAGAGUUUAUUUAUUGCCUAUUUUUAUAAUAAAUAUCAUUGUUUCCAGUCCGACGAAACCCAAGCUCUGUACAUCAAGACCGUUCAUUCCACCGAUUCCAUCCCGAAGCCGGCCUAUUCCCCUUCCAACAACUCACUCGACAAAUGCGACUCCCCACAGAACCCUCUGGCCAUGCCGCUUUGCAAUCCCUGCACGCCCUCUCUCUCCGUCAAAUCCAAGACUUCGCUGUCAGCGAGGAACGCCAAGCCUCGAUCGCACCGGAGAGCUCAACAAAUCCGCAUCCUGAAGAGGUGCUUGUGCAUUUCGGUUCUCGAUUUGGGCAUGAACCUGCCCAAUUAUUUGCUGAGGCUCUACUUUACAAUGGCGGACAUUUCGACGGUGGAGAAAAUCGCAAAUGAAGCGUGGUUUGCCUUCUUCCAAGAUCUCAGUCAAAUGCUGUAUUUUGCACAGGUAUGUAGGAAAUUUUUGUACUUUUUGAGGAAAUUGGGAAGUUGAAAAAUAUUAUUACAUAGUUUCGCACGUACUUUGCAGGUACACAGGAGAUUACAAAAGACCAGGAAGUAUGAAAAGUGCAGAGAGAAAUCCGAGAUCUCCUAUUUUUUUUUGAAAACAAAUUUCACUUUUUUUGGAAACCUCUCAGACUAUCCUCCGAUUGUAAAGCCGCUAGAGUACAUAAUUUCUGGCGUAUGCACCGACAGAAAAAAAUUAUGAGCCAGCCCGAAAGCCAAAGAGUCCUUUGUCGCUGGAGCGAUUUUUGCGAUAUGCACUGUGCGAAAAGAAAAAUUCACGUUGCACUGUGCAAUUGGUUGCUUUUUGCACCGUGCAAUAGGAUUUUUUUGGCUGUCGCUCGCACCCUGACGUUUUCUGCACAGUGCAAAAAAUAAUUUCAGUUCCGCGACAUGCACUGUGCGAAAAGAGAAGUUCACGUUGCACUGUGCAAUUUGUUGCCUUUGCACCGUACAAUAAGCUUGUUUUGGCUGUCGCUCGCACCCUGACUUUUUUCGCACAGUGCAAACGCCAAAAAGCACUCCAGCAACUUUGUGAACGGAUUAAAAAAUAGUGCUGCACAGUGCGAAUGUGAACUUUGGUCUUCGCACAGUGCAUGUCGCGAAAAUCACUUUGCGAACGGCCUAGUAGCAGAAAAAAAACUAAAGAUUUUUAUGCCAAAACUUGUGCAAAACGAUGAUUUUAGGUACAAAAAAUUCAUUGCUUUCUGCAAAAUGCUUACUAUAAUAGAAACCAGUUCAACCAUUUUUGAAAAAAAAAUUUUAAUUUUGAAUUUAACAAAUUAUUGAAAUUUUUUCAAAAAAAUUUACUGCAUCCUCACAAAAAAGGUCUACUAUCUAAUGCUAAUAAAUACUUUUUUCAGUUCGCUCUCAACGCCCUCUACUUGAUGGGCAUUAUUUAUCAGGCGCCCAGGAAGAAGAACAUGAACAAUGGGAAUGCGACCAGUGGAGUCUCCAAAUCAGGUGUAUGGCAAUGA